Molecule: messenger RNA, 4341 nt
Organism: Coniophora puteana RWD-64-598 SS2
Lineage: Eukaryota; Fungi; Basidiomycota; Agaricomycetes; Boletales; Coniophoraceae
Exons: 14
Molecular function (GO): protein binding
Source: RefSeq, a predicted model, not a curated record
CACUUUCCUGUAACCACACCGGCGCGUCCCCAGCCCUCUGUCAACCGCCCACGUCCAUCUAUGGAUGACCCCAGCAGUGACAGUGACUCGCCUGCUCCCUCCAUCGUCUCCCUUCUUGGUAUAAAGGGGUCCAUCCGCUUUCGACGGCACGGCGCCAGCCAGAAAGCGCACGUCGUCCUCCGACGCGUCGACGACGACUCGGACGACGAGGAUGCGGGCGAGGAUGGCGCAGCUAAGCCUAAGACCACCGUGCGCUUCAGCCUCUUUGCCCGCAAACGUAUUGAGGUCAAGCCCGGUAAGGAGAUCCUGCUCGCGCUCGAGACCGCCGACGGCGUGUUCGGCAAGGAUGAGGCUAUAGUACUCGAGGGGGACAUUGAGGGCGCACAGGCGCCCCCGGAGGAGGAGGACAAGACCCAGGUCGCGGACGAGGACAUGCAGGUCGACAUGCCACCGCCGCCGCCGCCGCCUGUACAGGUUGUUAUCCCUCCCAAGAUGCGGCGGACGUGGACGAAGCAGGCCGAGCAGGUAAGCGCAACCGCAGAUACCUCGACGUCAUCGACGGCGAUAGCGACGACGUACGCAACCGUGGAAACGCAGACAGACCCCUUACCCGAGGCCACUCCUGCUCCCCCUCCGCCAGUGAAGCUAGACCACGGCGUCCAGGCGGACCCUAUCCUGCCGCUGACAUCCUCCAGUGUCGCUCAGACUGAUCCCAUACUCCCUCCGCCUACAUCAGAAGGCGCUUGUCAGACGGAUGGCACCUCAUUAUCGAGGGUAGAUGAUGCUGCUCAAAUUGACAUUCCACCUUCGCCACCAAGGUCUGAUGGCGCUGUUCGCGCUGUGGAGACCGAGGACUCUCACUCCCCACCACAGGUAAACAUGUCUGACGAGAUAACUGUCGAAACUCUGGUGCGGCCUUCGCCUUCUUCUGAGUUGUCUUCUUCUCCUCUCCCUCUCCCUGUUAGCUCGCCUUUGACAGAGGUCACACCAUCUCCCCUUGGCAGCGACAACUUAUUGCUUGAACAAGCCGGGCCAUCCAGGGCGUCAUCACGACCUCCGCCUCCAUCCACGACAAUGACGACGAGCAGACCCGCCUCUUCAAUGUCGAUCACCAUGGCCGACCCUCAUACGUCCGGCUCGGGGUCACACAGCCCAAACGCUACCAUGGUCGACGAGUCACAAAAGAUCGGGUUUGCUUUUCCAACACGCCCCAAAUCAACCUCGCCGUUUGAAGUUCCUGGCCUCUUCGCAGACGAUACUUUCUCAUAUUCGACAAGUUUCAACGACGGCGAUCCGCCUUUCGACUCUACUCCCUAUGAGCAGGCUUCCGAGCCGCCUCGGGACUCGUCACCCCGGUCCCCGCCUCGGGACGAGCCUGUCAUUCAUAAGCCGAAGCCAUGGAAUCCGUUUGUAUCUGGUGGUCAUAUUACGGAGUUUUUGGGAUCACCGAGGACAUCUGAUAACCAGUCUCGCUCCAUACCUUCCACUCCCCAAGCCGAUGAGCAGGUCCUACACCCACCGCCUUCGGAAUCUAUUCAAAUCCCCACUCCGGUUACCCAGUACAGUGCGGCCCCGACGCCAGUCUACCACCAAGAACCGAUACCGAUUCCUCAGCCUCGGGUUACGCCUAUAGCAAUACCUGACAUAACGUCUCAGAGCCAACUCACCCCUCCGUCAUCUGCUACAUCUAACAGCAACCCUCCCAACAUGUGGGCACAACCCCCACCCGUGCCGCCUCCGGAGGUAACAGGCCCACGCACGAUGUCCUCCUCGAAUCGCACCCUCCCCUCUUCCUCCAAACCCAGCUACACCCCCACCACCCCCAUCACUGCCGCCCCUUCCGUGUCAAUGCAGACGCGCAGCCAGACCUCCAAGCUCGCGACACCAGCCUCGACCGCCGCGCUGCCCAGCCGGCCCUCGGACGCCGUCAUCGCGGCCUCUGGCAGCACAGGGCGCAAGAGCCAGCGGGUAGGCCCUGGGCCUGGGCCCGAUCUGCAGACGGCGUAUCAGCAGAUGCAGCUGCACGAGCAGCAGCAGCAGACGUACACGAAGGUCGAGUCUGCGAACGAUCCGCGGCUGACGUUUGCGGCGACGGGCUCGGUGUCGAAUCCGCUGGGUAUACGGCCGGCGGCGCAGAUGUUGUUGCCGAGGGCGCUGAGGUCUGUUGUGGACGUGGCUGCUGGAGCGGGGGCGGGGGUGGGGGUGGGUGGGGUUGGGCCGACGUAUGUGCAGGGGGGCGGGGAGAAGGCGGGGGCGGGGAUAGGGGUGCAGCUGAAGCAGCAGCAGAAGCAGGUACCGCAACAGCAGCAGCAGCAGCAGCAGCAGCAGCCGAAGCAGCAGCAACAGAAGCCGCCUGCUGGGCCUAAGAAGCGGCUCGUCGUAGGGCCCGGAUGGAACCACAACAGGCUGACGAACGGGCACGCGCCGAGUGCAGAGCCUGCGCCGUCGACGGCGUCCGCGUCUAGCACGCCCGCUGUGCAGGUCAAGAUGGAGUCGCCCACACCGGUGCUGCGGCCUGCUACGGCGAGAGUCGGGGCGUCUGCCCGUCGGUCCGGGGGCGCAAGCCGGGAUGACAAUGUGGAUGGGAAUGGGGGUGGAGAAGACGACAUACCAGGCUUGUCGGGCUUCGUGCCGUAUUCGUCACCGUCGCCGCCGCCGAGCUAUUCGCCUCCACCCUCGGUACCGACGGGGCAGGGACAGGGGCAGGGGCAGGGUGCUCCUGGGGCUGCUGCUCCCUCGCAGGUGCCUUCGAAGGUGCAAGGGCAGUCUUCCCAGACCCAGACCCAGACCCAGACGAAGGCACAGGGGAAGAAGAAGUCCUCGAGCCGGUCAAGCAGCGUGCUGUACGACAAGUCGUUGAGGUCGCCGACGACCAAAGGUCUAUUAGCGGAGCUCUCGGCGGUAAAACAAGCGAGCGCGCUCCAGCUCGCGCAGAUGGCGUGCUCGUCCAAGCAGCAGCAGCAGCAACAGCAACAGCGGCAGUCGCCCGCACCAGUUCUUUCCGCCUCCGCCUCAAAAGCGAACGGGCACCAGGUAGUGGUGGUGCCGCAGCAGCAAGAGGAGUCCCCGCGUUCGGACGCCAAGGGCAAGAAACGCGCGCUGUCGAAUGCGGGGUCGGACGUGCCGCGCAAGAAGGAGAAGGCGGUGGAUCUCGAGCACGCUUCUGCUUCUUCGAGUAGUGGUGCGGCUGACGGUAUGGACUCGAGUUGGCCGGCGCAUGCGCCGUCGGCUACUGGGCGGGUACACUCGGGUGGAGAGGCGGACGCAGAAGGAGAAGGGGGAGGGGGAGGAGAAGGAGGUAGCACGGAGGUUCUGGAUAUCGUGCUGAACUCGGAUGGGCAGAUGCUUGCUGUCAUAUGCAACGACUCCUCGAUACGAAUAUGGAGCAACGCGCAGCGGCAGGAGACGGCGCGGCUGGCGCUGAACGCGCCGGUGGUGGCCGCCGCGUGGAUGAUGGACGGCAAGUCGCUCCUCACGCUCGCGCGGGACGGGGUGGUGAGCCAGUGGACGCGCGAUCCACUGGGCCAGUGGCAGUGGACGAAACUGCUAGACGCGGGCAAGGAGGAAGCGGCGUGCCUCGCGCACCGGCGCGAUCGGCUUGCGAUAGGGUUUCCGCGGCUGGGUGUGAAAUUGUGGAUACGGAAUAAAGCAGGGAACUGGUUGCCGCAGCGGUCGAUUCUGCGGCAGAAUGUGACUGCGAUACAGUUUUUGGACGAUGGGGAGGCGUUGUUGGGCGGGACGGGGGACGGUGUGCUGGGCUUACCAGCAGCGUCAAUGCAGAUGGUACAGCGAAGUGCCGAACGGGACAUUGAGAGCUUACGCCUUCCUCAAGUCGAAGAUACAAAAGCUCUCGAUACAUCCAACAGGCAGACGGACAGCGGGCGCGCGAGCCUCGUUAAUAUUUCGAUAACGGACAAGGGGAAGGUGGUGCAGGUGUACCAGCCGCAGGCCGAGAGCGCGGCGAGCGCGUUCGGAGCCAGCUUCGGCGCGACGGGCCAGAUGGUGUUGUUUGGGGCGACGGACCGGCAGGUGCUGGUGUGGGACGCGGACAAGGGCGGGGUGGUGUGCGGGCUGGACUGUCAGACCGAUGAGAAGGUACAGAGUGCCGUGUGCUUCAAUCGGGCGACAGCCGCGGACACGCCGUACAUUGUGGCUGGGACGAAGGAGGGGCAGCUUACCUGGUGGGAUCUUCCACCGAUAUCAUGGACACCAGGGGUUGUAUGGCCUGUGAUCGGUGAUGGGUACCGGGUAGCCGUUGUGGCAGAUGCGCUGGUGGUGGACGGAGGACGCGUUGGGGGCGUGGUAAAAUACUGCCUUAUAAGGGAGAGUCGCGCGAUAGCG